Molecule: messenger RNA, 624 nt
Organism: Vairimorpha ceranae
Lineage: Eukaryota; Fungi; Microsporidia; Nosematidae
Exons: 1
Coding region: 1-624 (207 amino acids)
Source: RefSeq, a predicted model, not a curated record
AUGUUUAGGUUUCUUGUAAAUUUAAUUACAACAGGACUAGUUUUUUUUAACACUUACAGCCAGUUUAAAGUAAAGAAAGAAGAUAAAUCUUUUACAAAAGUGUACAAUAUAUACUUUAAAGUGAUGUCUGUCUACCUUGUACUUGAUAAUUUAUUAUCUUUCAUACUACGAAUGAUCCCUUUUUACCAGCUAUUUAAACUUCUAUUGGUUGUUUGGUUAUCUGUUCCUAAAUGCAGUGGUUCUGUAUUCGUCUACAGAUUUUAUGUCAAUGGAUUAAUGCGCACUUACGAACACGAUCUCGAUACGUUGUUAGAAAAAUUGAAAUUUUUUAUUGUUGAUAACUUUCAGAAAUAUAAAGACUACGCUUACGGAAAAAUUAAGGAGAAAAGAGAAGCUUAUAAAUCGAAAAAAAAUAACAAUUUACAAGAUGUAGGAGAUAUUUCUGAUAUUGAUAUAAAUGAUGUUAUUAAGGGAGAAAUUGAAGGAGGAGAAUGUGAGACAAAUAAUAACAAUAAUGGAUCAACUAAAUAUAUGAAUGGAUCAUCUCUUAAUACGAAUGGUUUAGUUCAUAAUACAAAUUUAUCAUCUUUCAAUUCCAAUGUAUCAACGAAUGGUAAAAGUUAA